CGUCACCGUACUGGUCCUGUCUGUAGAAAUGGAUAUUUUAAGGGACGAUGAGGUUCACGAUCUGAAAUACAAGCGGUCGGGCCGUUUGGAUAUGAGCCACGGCUUCCUGCACCAUAUCCGGAGGAACCAGAUUGCUAGAGAUGACUAUGAUAAGGAGGUGAAGCAAGCCAAAGAGCUUCAGCGGCGGAGGCACACCACAACCCCUAGGCGACCCCGUCGACCUGAUAUCCAGGUGUACCAUCCUCGACGCAGACAUGGAUCCGAGCCAGGAGCCGGUGCAGAGGCUGAGGAGUGGAACGAGAGCGGGUCAAGCACGGAGACAGAGACCCAUGGGACUGAGCUCUUCUGGCUGGACUAUCAGGCGGACUCUGGCACCAUUACCUCAUUCCUUGUGCACAAGGAGGAUAAGCCUGAGAAGGUGGUGGAACGUGUUGCGGAGAAGAACAUCCUAGAUUCAGCCAUGAGGGCAGCGCUAGUCGCUCGAAUUCGAAAAGAAAUGGACAAACGACGAGACAAACGCUGAGUGAUAUUCUCGAACUGUAGACCGAGAUUACAGAGGGAAUACAGGCAAAGUUGAGCAAUACUUCAUUUGCAGUCCAGUGCUCCUCCAAAGCAUCAGCACUGUUGACAGUGUUGUGGACACAGUGCCGAUUCCGGGAACAUGUACAGUGACUGUCGGUAGAGACUUGAUGAGCCACAAUCAAAGCCGUCUUCUAUUUUUUCAAGGAGAAGAAAUAGCACUUAUCAUAGACAGUGUGGUUGGGCGUUAACUGUCAGGUUCAUGUUUACUACAUUUC
This is a messenger RNA of Acanthopagrus latus (yellowfin seabream), 797 nucleotides long. RefSeq names its product chromosome 5 C2orf68 homolog (gene c5h2orf68). The record is from RefSeq and is a predicted model, not a curated record. The coding region runs from base 29 to 523 and encodes 164 amino acids. The transcript has 4 exons. NCBI's taxonomy places the organism in Eukaryota, Metazoa, Chordata, Actinopteri, Spariformes, Sparidae.